Syngnathus acus (greater pipefish) is the source of this 2023-nucleotide messenger RNA. RefSeq lists its product as uncharacterized. Lineage: Eukaryota; Metazoa; Chordata; Actinopteri; Syngnathiformes; Syngnathidae. The transcript has 8 exons. Gene Ontology annotation, cellular component: membrane. The record is from RefSeq and is a predicted model, not a curated record. Gene Ontology annotation, biological process: cell adhesion. The coding region runs from base 104 to 1081 and encodes 325 amino acids.
ACCACAAGGCAAACUUCAUCUUCUAGUCUGUCCCGCUUCCUCAGACCUCACAGCAAACGCCCAUCUCCCUGCCCCUUCGCUCACUCAGAAUAUCACCCCCUGCAUGUGCUCCCGUCCCACUCUGACCAUGUGGAGGAUGAACGGCAUCUCUAUCGUCCUGGUGCUCUGCACAGUACUGCUAUGCAAUGGUGUAGUGGGCCAAGAUGAUCUCGUAACAGCCACACCGGCAAGCGAUCCGGCCGCAGAUGACAGUGACGUCACGACUAUGGCAAUGGACUCGAAUGCCCAAGCAGAGACCACUGCUGCUCCAGAUUCAGGCGCCGUUCCGGUGGUGGAAGGAGACCACGACGCAGCUGCUGCAAAUACGCCUUCCUCAGAGACCGCUGACAACCAAGAAGGUGGCGCCUCGGGCACCACGGUUAGCACUCCUGGCGAUGAUGACACAGCAGUCGUGAAGUCGCACGAUUCGUCUGACCCCAUUACAGCAAAGCCCGUGGUGGUGUGUGUCGGGAAGGAGGACAUUGACGAGAGUAAAGCUGUCAAGGCUAUGGUCUCCUAUUCUGACUGUAUCGAGACGAAGUACAUCCUCGAACAAAGCAAUCUCCAGUGCUUCAUUGAAAAUUGUCAUAUCAAAGUCCACCAGGAGGGACAUAACAUACAAAUGGUCAGGAGUGAUGGCCAAACAGCCACUCUGGUUGAAGCACUCCACGGGGAAUUGAAAGAACAGCUGGGAGUGACAAAUUUGGAGCAACCGACAUCCUCAUCAUCAUCCUCAUCAGGCCGCUCGGUAUUUGUGGGGAUUCUGAUCACCGGUCUGCUGGUUGCCGCCGGCAUUAUUGCUGGUUACUGCAAAUGUCAACGUCGAACUGGCGCCAAGGGAGUCAAAUUGCAGGCAGAGGAGGCUUAUCCAGUGGAUCAGGAGAACCAGGGGAACACCCUCGUGUCCGUGGCUCCGCUCAGCCCCCCGGCAGAAACCCAAGAGAAACCCAACGUGAACGGGGAGACUCUCGAAGCCGCCAAGACCGAGUCUCCUCCCACCAACGGCCACUCCGCCGCCAAGACUGCAGACACUGAGAUGUGAAGCCCUCUUUAACCUCACACACGCACACACACAUACACACACAGAAUUCAAAACGCAAUUCAGAACCAACUAUGUAGUCAUCGGGACAGCCAUAUCUUCCCUUCUUUGGCGGUGUCCUGCAACAAGCAUCAGGAAAACUAGUCGGAUAAUGAUGAAAGUGGCAGUGGUGGACGUUAACGACGGCUCACUUCCUGACUUGUUGACGGCACUUGAGCUAGAGUUGGGAGACGAGCGCUUUCGGGCGGGGCCGGAAUGCAUUUUAGCAUGACUCACCCUCCACCGGGUCCCGCGAGAGCCGCAGCAGCUUCACACUGCCGACACCCAUCAGCCGGCGUGUUGGGCGCUCCACCCUUCCCACUAGAACAUACGACACAUACACACAUGUGCCUCAGUCAGUGACGAAGUUUUACUCCCUUGAAUUAUUGAGCAUGUUGAUGUGUGAAAGUGUGUGAGUAUCAUCCCGACCCCAUGCUGGCUUCUACGGCUAACUGUAUGCAUGCAUGACUUCAUGUGAUCUAGUUUCCAUUCUAAUGUAAACGUGUACAAAAGAUAUUGUUCCGCUGAAGUUCAACCUCAUCAUUUUUCACCACAAGUCACGCUGCCAAUGUGCCUUAAGGGGCAGGUUGAAAUUCACAAGAUUAACUGACUGUAUAAAUGUCUAACUUGGCAAAGCUACUCAUCAGUGUUAUUUUCGAUUCAUUAUACAGUAUUGUGUAUACAAUUUUUUUUUAAUCAGUAUUCUUAUGAGCGGUGUGAUGCAAUUGUUUUUUUUUUAUGCUAUGAGCAAGUCUGUUGUUUUGUUUCAACGUGCUAGUUUUGGUUUGAAAGCUGUUGGAAAACACGAACGCCGUGGCUCAUUUAACAAGGAAAACAAAUUACAUGGGGGUGCGUGGGUGACUUUUUUUUUUUUUUUUUUACAUUUUAGUUGCAAGAGCUUCAACA